Molecule: messenger RNA, 1293 nt
Organism: Prorocentrum cordatum
Lineage: Eukaryota; Dinophyceae; Prorocentrales; Prorocentraceae
Source: the annotation of a GenBank genome assembly
AUGCCGCCCAAUUCUUCUUUCGACGGCGACCUUUCGGAGCUUGUCGAUGCGCUGCUCAAGCACGCGACGGGGUGCCAGUUCGUGCAAUACGGCGAGAAGAUCAAGGAGUCCAUCGACCGCGAGAAGAUCGAAGCACACAAAGACUUGUUGAACGACCUGGGCGAGUUGCAGAAUAACUUGCAGUUUUCGCAACGCUUCAUGCAGGAGGCAUUGGUCAAGGUGUUCGAGCUGAAGAACCAGUCGUGGGACCCGAAGCUGCAGGACGAGCACAAGGAGGAGUGGGCGAUGACAGUUUCGAAGCGCAUCCGCGCGAUGGCAUCGCACUUCCAAGCAUCGGUUCGCAAGCGGAGCCAGUGGGCGAUGGACCUGGUCGCGAACAGCAAGGGUGGCGACGACGGCGGUGGUGCGUCGCAGGGCGACGACAGCUGCCUCCUCGUCGGUGCUGCGACGGAAGACCAGCCCGAAGGAGAUGACGGUGAAGACCAGGACAGCGAUUCCGUUCAGGAGACCCGCCUGCCCUACGUGGAGAAGCAGGGCGAGAGCUCGAAGAAGCGCGUCAAGGUCUGGGGCGAGUGGAUCGUUCCUGAACCAGGCGACGCAAUUGCCAAGGCCACCUUCAAGCACGACUCGUCCGUCAGGGUUUGCGAGCGCGUCGCGCCAGAGGAGCUGAAGGAGAUCCUGGCCAAGUCGACGAAGAAGACUGGUGUCCUGCACGCGGCCUACUGCAAGGACCAGUCCAGCUACGAAGUGAUGAAGACCGAGAUCACCGCCAAGAAGAAGGACGACGAGGCAGAGGAGCCACCAAAGAAGCUGGUGUUCCUCGUAUUCCAUUGCACGUGGGAGGACGAGAAGAAGAAGCGCAAACAGAAGCUCCAGGUCCUCGCCCACAACUUCAUCAAGCCAGGGUUCGACAUCGAUGCUGCGAAGAAGGCUGCUCAGGAUGUCGCCAUGCAGUGCGCCGAAGCCUUGGCAGGCGGAAUGGGCGCCGACAAUGCCAAGAAGCUUCGCGACUUGCGCACUGAGGAGUGCGUGAACUCGCUGAGUGGAACAGCCACGCCGAAGAAGAAGACGCCUGCGGUGCAGACUACGCCCAGAAAGCCCGGGAAUACAGAGGUGCACGUGUCUCAUUCUGCUCCAGACGUUAGGGCCCCAGGCGGGGCGAGCAAGGCCCAGCCGUUUCCUGUUUCUGCGCAAUCUUCUCGCCCGCCUGUCAAAGAACCCGAGCCUGCGAGCCUGCCCAUGUGGCCUGAGGAGGCCAUCGAUUUGGAGUUCGAUCUCGACUCCACGAGGUAA